Molecule: messenger RNA, 1660 nt
Organism: Dermatophagoides farinae (American house dust mite)
Lineage: Eukaryota; Metazoa; Arthropoda; Arachnida; Sarcoptiformes; Pyroglyphidae
Product: poly(A) RNA polymerase, mitochondrial
Biological process (GO): RNA 3'-end processing
Molecular function (GO): poly(A) RNA polymerase activity
Source: RefSeq, a predicted model, not a curated record
AAACAACAUGAAAUAUUUCAUGAUGAUGUGAUGAGAUUUAUUCAACAAAAAAAAAAUGCAUUCAAGACAAUCACAUAUUAUUUAUCGUAAAAUAUUACAUAAUAAUAAUAAUUCAUCAAGAUGUUCAUUUUCAAGUAGAAUUAAUUUCAAUGAUCUAAUCAAAACGAACAAAAAUGAUAGCAAACGAUUGAUAUUGGUAGAAAAUUUGGCCACGAAAAAUUCCAUUUCAAUGAUAAAUGGUCCUUCUUUAAGUGAACAUUUGAAUGUUAAAAUCGAUCAAUUUUGGUCAUGGAAUUAUCGGAGACGAAAUUUUGUCUUGAUACGAUUGAAUAAAAUAGAUGAUGUGGCCAAAAUUCAAUCGAUUUGUGGAUAUAAUUUACAUGCAUUGCCCAUUCGAACACGGAUGAUGGAGACUAAUUUUUCAACCACCGGUCAUCAUCAUACACCAUCAAAAUCACAUUAUGAGCUUGGAACGAAUUUCAAAAAAUCAUUAAGUUGUUCUGAAUUGAAGGACAGAUUUCCAACCAAUGAACAAUUGAUUGCUCAUCUGACCGAAAUGAAUUCAUUGAAUGAAUUAGAUGUGCAGCUCAGAUAUUUUCUAAUCACACAAUUGGAAGACAUUAUUUGUCAUAGUGUUUUUGCUGAUUUCAAUAUCUAUCCAUUUGGUUCAUCAUUAGCCGGUCUGGGCGAUUCAACCAGUGAUCUAGAUUUGGCUAUUUUACAUGCUCAUCAAUGGAGAAAAAAUCGGGACAUAAAUUUUGCUAUGCCUGAAUUGAAAUCUGAACGUGAUCAAACACAGCAAUGUUUAUCACUAAUUGCCGAUAUUGUUCGUAAUUUUAUGCCAAAUAUAUCCAAAGUGAAUCGAAUACUAAGGGCAAGAGUACCAAUCGUCAAGAUGAGUUUCGAUUUGGCACCUAUCGAUAUUGAUGUUUCGAUUGAAUUAUCGCCAGAAACCGGUCACCAUGGAUUAUUAAUGGCUGAUUAUCUUCAUUAUUGUGUUUCACAACAUCCAAACAUUAAACAAUUUUUACUUUUUCUUAAAUAUUGGUCAAAACAACAUGGUGUCGUCAAAUCUAUUCCGGGUAAUUGGUUUUCAAAUUUUCAAAUACUUGUAUUGGCCAUCUAUUUUCUUCAGAAUGAACAAAUUUUAAAACCAAUCAAUGAUAUCGAUACAACAACAGAUGAUGGUAGUGAACAACAACAGAAACCAGUUUUAAAUACAAUGAAAAUGUUUUACUCAUUUUUUGAAUUUUUAGUUUCAUUUAAUUUUGAAAAACAAGCCAUGUCGAUACAAACAGGAAAAUCAUUUGCAAAGCCCGAUUUUUCACCACUUUACAUUGAAAAUCCAAUGGAACCUACAUUGAAUAUUUGUAAAAAUGUUAGCGGUGUUGAAUUUAAAAAAUUAUUACUACAAGCAUACAAUUCAUUAGAUGCUAUGCAUUGUACAGAUUUUCAUCUGGCCAAUCUACUUGAUCCAGAAUAUUUUAAAACACUUGAAAAACGCAAUAAUCAAUCAGUUCGUUGAACACCAUUUUUUUGACUUUAUUUAGAAAUUUGAACUAUUGUUUAUAAACUGUACAAAUGCCGUUACAAUACGAUCUUUGUCAUUGAAUGGAUUCAAUUUGGCAUAAUUAAUAAAUUGUCGCCGAAAUUUAUUCAA